CUUUGUCGUUCCUCGCGAUAGGCUUAGUUAAUUUAUUUAAUUUAUUAAUCUUUAUAUCACUCAAAAAAAAUGCGCGUGUUUCUGUGCCUCUCGGCGAUAGCCAUGUUUUUGGGCAAUACGAGUGCGGGAACAUUGCCGUCAUUCAUCAAACCGUGUUCAGCAUCAGAUCCAAACUUGAACCAAUGCGUCGAGAAGGUUAUAGCUGCAGCCGGUGCCAAGUUCGCGAACGGCAUCCCCGAGCUAGGAAUCCGUCCCCUGGACCCCGUGGAGCUGGGCCGGGUGGUGGUCAACAACCCCGCGCUGAAGAUCACCUUCGACGACACGGUGGUGACCGGGCUGGGAGGCUUCAGAAUCAACUCUUAUAAGAUCCAACCAGAAAAGGGCAAAGCGGUGUUGGACUUCACGGCCAACGUGACGCUGAAAGCACGUUACGUCAUGGACGGACAGGUGCUCAUCCUGCCCAUAAAAGGAGACGGCCAGGCCAAGAUUAAGAUCACUAAUCUGAACAUCGUCAUCAAGUACGACUUCAAGACAGUGGACGGCCACUGGUUGGUAACAGGCCACAAGGACUCCUACAAGAUGGACGGCGCGCAGUUCAAGUUCACCAACCUCUUCAACGGGAACAAGGACCUCGCCGACACUACACUAAAGUUCCUAAACGAAAACUGGAGCAUAAUCAUGCAAGAGAUAGCGCCACCCGCUAUCGACCAGAUCCUGCAUAACUGCGUGGAGAAGGUCAAGAUGCUGUUCGCGGCAGUGCCUGCAGCUGAACUGCUCACCCAGUGAAAUGCGGACACAAUCCACGCGGUGAUCAACGAGCACUGGGAGCCCGUGAUCCGCGACAUCGCGCCCACAUCCUUCGCCACCAUCAUCACCGCCUGCGUUGACGAAACCAAAAAACUCUUCGCAGCUGUACCCGCAGUCCAACUGCUCCUGCCUCUCUGAUUCGCACUCCUCAAUCUUCAUUCCUUCAUCAUUCGCAGCCCAUUAACUUGCAGGCUAUAGGCCUCGUCUCUCAUAGCGGACGGAUAAGAGCAUUAACCCACUAAGCUGAUCCAAUGCGGUUUGGUGGGCUAUAAUAUAAUGAUACAUCUAAUCACAUCUACUUUUAUAUUAUGUUUGUUUCUUAAGAUUAUUGAUACAAAAAGUUACAAGCAAUACUAAAUACGAACUAAGCAGUAAUUUUACUAUUUCCAAACUGAGCAAUAGUUGGUUAUAUAAAACAUGGAACGGUACAUCCAAGCCCAAAUCUGGAACGCACCUAAUUAUAUAGGGGAUGCCAUAGUGUCGUUUAUAUUCCGGCUUCUUGCUGGCUCGCUUAUAACCCAGUGGACAGGUUAAGGAUGAUGAACUCUAUAAUUUCGUUUUUAAGUGAUAGACUUCUGUCUAUGUAGGGCAUAAGGAAGGCAACGGCAAAAUCUUUCGUUUAAAUAAUAUAAAUUCGAUAGUACAAAUUCGGUUGUACUUAGCUACUUCAAUAUCUACACUAAAUUGACAUUUCUAAAAGUAGGUAAUGCCAUCGGUUUUGACAAGGAAAAGGCGGUAUGAAAAACUUAUAAAAUUGGCAAAUUAACAAAAGGUUUUUACAUAUCUAAACAUGCACAGCGGUAGGUGCGAACCAGCAUUCGAAACUUGAAGGUAAGAUUUCGAGAUGCAAAUAUUCGUACUAGGUAAUCACUGAUGCAUGCGAAUCGAUGGCGAUUGUAGCAAAAUUAUAAUGUUGUGCCUACCAACUAUGUAAAGAAAUUGAAAUUAAAAUUGUACUCAAAAUUUGACUAACUACUAAGGCUUUGCUUUAAAGUUGCAAACUCGACGUACCUACAGUCACUAUAGUGUUAAAAAAUUGAUUGAAAAUAUAAUACUUGUAUUAAGGCCAGCGGUUGUGGUUAGUGAAUAGUGUUAUAAUUUCCGUGUAACCUGUAAUUUACUAUCGCUACAUAGUACUCAUUCGCUACUAUAUUUCAAAUGCAAUAUCCCUUUUCUUCAUAACUGUACAUUUACCUAACUGCUUAAAAAAGUUAGGCCUUUUUGGUACUGAUUACAGGAAUACCAACCUUGUAUUACUUAAUUAGAGAUGUAAAAAUACCGUAUACUUAAUACCUACUUACUAAAAACAAGACAAAAUAGCGAAAUUUGAUAAGUUUUAAAUGAAAUUAGCCAGAAAAAAUUCUUAUUAAAUUGUGGGUAUGUAGAAAGAAAAAAGCGUCUUUAAAAACUUUUUUUGGGUCAAUUAUAGAUUAGCUUGAAUUAAAAUGCAGCUCGAUUUGUGUUAAUUAAUGUAACAACCAACCAUCUUAGCAUCAACCUAUUUAAUUAAUCUUUAUUAGGUAAUUAGGCUAAAAAUGCUGUUCAAAUUAAAAUAGAUUUAUCUAGUAAUUUUCAACUUGCAACUUAAGCCUGGCUUGCGUCUUAAAAACUGAUGCUAAUUUGAAUAAAUCUCCAAAUUAAAUUGACAAGUCCUAAAUAGUGUUGUCCUCCAAAAGGACUUGUGAAACUUUACACGUGUCAGUUUAUUACGUUUGUUAGGUUUGUGUAGCUAAGUAAGUUCCAGUUAGUACCACAGAGUUAGCACUACUGUUAUAUUUUUAAUGCCAACGCGGCAACGCUAUAACAAACAAUUACUGAUAAGACGUUAAGUGAUAAUUACUUUAAGUUAGUGUUAUAAGUAGAUAUAGUUACAAUUAUUAAACUAAUUAUUUCGUA
This is a messenger RNA of Pararge aegeria (speckled wood butterfly), 2703 nucleotides long. Its product is annotated as circadian clock-controlled protein daywake-like. Bases 70 to 786 code for a protein of 238 amino acids. The transcript has 6 exons. Lineage: Eukaryota; Metazoa; Arthropoda; Insecta; Lepidoptera; Nymphalidae. The record is from RefSeq and is a predicted model, not a curated record.